Molecule: messenger RNA, 495 nt
Organism: Closterium sp. Yama58-4
Lineage: Eukaryota; Viridiplantae; Streptophyta; Zygnematophyceae; Desmidiales; Closteriaceae
Source: the annotation of a GenBank genome assembly
AUGACAGUGCGUUUCAGUGACUUCGCCGCCAAAUUUCAGCUCGACUCUCAGGGAAGUUCUAGCAGCCCAUUUCGUUACAACGCCAUGGCUCGUGCCCUUCUCUCCGUCGGCAUCAUGAUCUUCCUCGCUGCAAUUCUGGCGCUCUCUUUCGCCCAAGCAACGAGCGCCGAGGCGGCAGGCGUCGUCACAGCAGAAAACGCGGCGAGUUCCGUGCAGCCCAACGAAGUGCCGCGCGAGCAGAGCCACCGCAAGCUCGUUAUGUUUUUCGACGAUGGUAUUUCUACCCCAUGCCGGUCGGAUCUCUUUCGAAAGACGCAAGCCUGCAACGCCCAAAGCAAUCCGGACGCCGUCAAGAAAUGCCUUGAAUCCCUGGCGCCGCUGCGUCGGGACUGCCUUGCUGGAGUGGCUUCGGCGAACCCCACUAACGACGGCCAAACGAUGACUACCAAUGGGGGCCGACGGGGCAAAACUACCAAGGCGGAUUUGUACAAUUGA